UCCUGUCUGUCGGUCUUGACGCCCUCAGACAACGAUGUGUUCGCGUUGCACAGUCGUCGCAGUUUGAUCGUUAUAGCUGAAGAAGGAAGUGCAGCCAUGGCGCAAGGGAUCAAGGAAAGAUUCGAAAAGUUCCUCCGUGAGAAGAACCUCAUGACCGACAGUUUAGCGAAGAUCGAAGCGAAGACCGGAGUGAGCAGGACGUACAUAGCCCUCGCUGUCAUCGGCGUCAUCUCGGUGUACUUGGUCAUCGGCUACGGAGCCUCGCUGCUGUGUAACCUCAUCGGCUUCCUUUAUCCAGCCUACAUAUCGAUUAAGGCCAUUGAAAGUGCCACCAAGGACGAUGAUACUAAAUGGCUCACCUACUGGGUAGUGUAUGGACUCUUCAGUGUGGCUGAGUUUUUUGCCGAUAUCUUCCUCUCCUGGUUCCCAUUCUACUAUAUCGGAAAGUGUGCCUUCUUGGUGUGGUGCAUGGCUCCCACUUCUUCCAACGGAUCGAUCCAGAUUUAUAACCGCAUCAUUCGACCAUUUUUCCUCAAGAAUCAAACCAGGAUCGACGAUGCAGUGAAGACAAUCCAGGAUAAGGCGUCAGAAGCUGCUGACAAGUUCAAAGAUGAGGCCAAGAGAGCCACAGCAAACAUCAUGUUUGAGGAGAAGAAGAGCUCUUAAGGAGGCUUACUGUCCACAGCCUCACUCUGGAGAUGACUCUGUACUAGAGGAAACUUUGCCUUGAAAAUGUUUGUUUUAAAGAGAUCCUGUUAAGUCCCUAAUCUUCAUCCAACCUGUAUUAGAUGUUACAUGUGUCAUGCAUCAAUAAAAGCAGUUAUGAACCAAAUAAAAAAACAAACCUCCUGAA
Messenger RNA from Anoplopoma fimbria (sablefish), 853 nucleotides. It is a transcript of the gene reep5, whose product is annotated as receptor accessory protein 5. Bases 97 to 666 code for a protein of 189 amino acids. The transcript is spliced from 5 exons. The record is from RefSeq and is a predicted model, not a curated record. NCBI's taxonomy places the organism in Eukaryota, Metazoa, Chordata, Actinopteri, Perciformes, Anoplopomatidae.